CUUCUCUUCUCCAGGUUCUCAACACAUUAUACCAGCCCUUGGAGUGUCUUUUGUCUCUUCAUUAACUUUAUUUUCCUCAAGACACAAUUCAGAUGGCUUCUCAGGUUACCCCCUCCAAGCAGGCUGCUUCCUCGCUGGAGAACCUCAAGAUGAGCGACUCCCCUGUAAAGAAGCUAGACUUCACAGCCGCGGGAAAAGAAAACGUGCCCGUUCCUACCCUCGACGCCACAGGCAAUGCUGCUGCCGAGAAGCCUGUUGAAGCCCCCAAGGUUGCUCCGACUAUCAAGGCCGCUGAGGCCGAUGAGCCUCUGCUUCAGGAGAACCCCCACCGCUUUGUCCUCUUUCCCAUCAAGUAUCAUGAGAUCUGGCAAAUGUACAAGAAGGCCGAGGCCUCCUUCUGGACAGCCGAGGAAAUCGACUUGUCCAAAGACCUUCACGACUGGCACAAUCGCCUGAACGAUGAUGAGCGCUACUUCAUCUCCCACGUCCUUGCUUUCUUCGCCGCUUCCGAUGGGAUCGUGAAUGAGAACCUUGUGGAACGUUUUAGUGGCGAGGUCCAGAUUCCGGAAGCGCGUUGCUUCUAUGGUUUCCAGAUCAUGAUCGAGAACAUCCACUCUGAGACCUACUCUCUUCUCAUCGACACCUACAUCAAGGAGCCUAAGCAGCGUACUUACCUGUUCGAUGCCAUUGACACCAUUCCCUGCAUCACGAAGAAGGCUCAUUGGGCCAUUCGCUGGAUCCAGGACCGCGAGUCCACCUUCGCUCAGCGUCUUGUUGCCUUUGCCGCUGUUGAAGGCAUCUUCUUCUCUGGAUCCUUUGCAUCUAUCUUCUGGUUGAAGAAGCGUGGCUUGAUGCCUGGUCUUACUUUCUCCAACGAGCUGAUUUCUCGCGAUGAAGGUCUUCACACGGACUUCGCUUGCCUGUUGUUCUCUCAUCUCAACAACCGCCCCAGCAAGCAGAUUGUGCAGGACAUCAUCACUGAAGCUGUCGCGAUCGAGAAGGAAUUCCUGACGGAUGCCCUCCCAGUUGCCCUUCUCGGCAUGAAUUCCAAUCUUAUGUGCCAGUAUAUUGAGUUUGUUGCUGAUAGACUCCUGGUUGCGCUUGGCAACAGCAAGUACUACAACUCCACCAACCCAUUCGACUUCAUGGACAACAUCUCCCUGGCUGGUAAAACCAACUUCUUCGAGAAGCGCGUUGGUGACUACCAGAAGGCUGGUGUCAUGGCCAGCACCAAGAAAGAUACCUCUGAGAGCAACGAUGGUGGGCUCAGCUUUGACGAGGAUUUCUAAGCUGUGAAUUCAUUUCCAAGCUUCUGUCAGCCUGAGCCGGAUGCUACCUGGCCAGCUUGCUUUCUACGUCUUUUUGUUCGAUUAUUCCCCUCUCGUCCGAGUCAAUGAGGUUAUGCAUAGAAAAUGGCGUUUGGUGGAUCUUUGCUUUUUGUCUGUCUUCGCUUGUUACCAUGGGCUGUCCUACAGGAAGUAUGUGGGUCGCGUCAAUUCCGUGUUUUAAUGUGGUCUGUUAUACUAGUUAGAAACAACUUGGAUACCUAUUUCAUGAACUAGUAUUGUGCGUCAUGCGUGCUGUGGACCAUCAGGAUAUACUAGGUACUAUGUAUUCUAGAUCUGCGGCACAGUGUGUUGCCUCGCUCGUAUACCCCAUUCAUUACUGUAAUACGGUACUUCUUCUGAAGCAUAGCAUUCUUUCUGCAUGUGGGCAAUGAGGGUAUACCUAUCCAAUAAAAGUUGGAAUUGAAAUUUUAUGUUUAACCGCCUUAGUCAAAGCAUAGUAGAUAGUAGAUACACGCAAUGGCCUUGCCAAUCCCUUCUCCCUUCAAAUUGACAUCCCUAGUAGUACCGGACGGAGGAAAAGGUGGUCGACAGUAAUAUUGAGAUUAUUUCUGAAGGUUCAGAAGUUAGUCUCGGAUGCCAUUUGGAAAUAUCAAGUGGAAGAAAUGAGGCUACGACAUACAGGGCAGUUGCACUGGCCUUGAGGGCACUGGCAAGAAGAGCCGCAUCCGCAACCGUGAGAGUCUAGUAGCACACAGUUCUGUUAGUAUGUCGAUGGAUAGAAGAUAGAAAUAACCUUUGCAAUUGUUUGAGGAAGCGAAUGUGGAAAGGACGUUGUGAUAUGGCUAAGUCAGAUGAAGCCCCGCCAUCAAAUAUCGUUUACCCCGCCAUCGAUCAAUGAUACAGAGGCUAAAAACGAGUAAUUAAAAUACUUACCCAUUGUAGAGAUAAAUAUAGAUGAAUAAUCACUUUCUGUUAUUGCUUGAUUGUUUGCAGGAGGGAUAGAGAGAUGUCUCGUAGCGUGGUUGAGUGAAAAUGAAGAAGUGUCGAUGGAGGGGCGGAAGCCGAUCUUUAUAGUGGAGGAAGGACUCGUGACCUCAUUAGAUUUUGGGCAUGUUUUUA
Messenger RNA from Monascus purpureus, 2408 nucleotides. Lineage: Eukaryota; Fungi; Ascomycota; Eurotiomycetes; Eurotiales; Aspergillaceae. The record is from the annotation of a GenBank genome assembly.